GGAGUUACUGAGCAGAGUAACUCGAACGAAUCUGAAAUAAAUCUGUUAAGUUUUUCUAUUUGCCUAAUUUUUUUCAAAGCACUCACGAACCAGCCACGACAUUUGGCGCAGUCGUCGCGAUUGAGAAUCGAGUGCUAUUUUUGACGAACUUGAAAUCGAACUUUAUUCGAUAAAGGUGUGUGCUUUCGGUAUCGAUAUGGCCUUCCUAGGCAGUGCGAAAAAGGAAGAUUUGAAGUUGUUGGCGGAAGAGCUGGGUGAAACUGUUUCAUUAGAGAUGAAAAUUGUGGACUUAAAAAAAUUAAUUACUGGAAGUGAAAAUUACGAGGAAGAGUUUGUGAAGAAACAAAUGAUAGUUAUCAUAGAGGAUAGAAAAGCGAGAGAAGAUCAAAAACGAAAGCAAGAAGAACGAGAAUUUGAAGAAAGAAAAAUUAAAGAAGAACAAAAACGAAAGCAAGAAGAACGAGAAUUUGAAGAAAGAAAAAUUAAAGAAGAACAAAAACGAAAGCAAGAAGAACGAGAAUUUGAAGAAAGAAAAAUUAAAGAAGAGUGGGAAUUGCAGGAGAAAAAGGCACAAGAAGAACGAGAAUUCGAACUUGAGAAACUGAAGUUGCAAUAUUCCAGUGUACCCGUGGAUGUCGAAUUACCAACUCCCAAGAUAGAACUCAGGCACGUGAUGCAAAAAUUCGAUGAAAAGAACAGUGAUAUCAGUUUAUAUUUGCUGUUGUUCGAGAGGCAAGCCGAGUGGGCUCAAAUAAAACGAGAAGAUUACGUGUCGCAUCUAUUAGGAUUAUUGCCAACGGAUAUAACCCAACUCAUCGCUCGAGAGCCAAUCGAGAAAGUUAAGGACUAUGACCACAUCAAGAGUUUAUUAGUGAAACGAUUUAAACUCAGCCCGGAAAAAUUUAGGCAAAAGUUUUUGACUCAUUUUAAAAGACCGGAGACUACCUGGUGCGAUUUUACUUACGAACUUAAAAAUUAUUUUGAGCAAUGGAUUCAAGGAUUGGAAAUAACUACUUUUGAAAGUUUGUCGGGUUUAAUCAUAACAGAACAGAUAAAGCGAAAAGUACCUACGGAUAUUAAAGAACAUUUUAUUGAUGUUUGGUCACAAUUCACGAAUCCAAACGAAACUGCAAGCAAAUUAGAUGAUUAUGAAAAUGUGCGAUCAAACAGUGUGAGGAAAAAGAAAGAACUAUAUCAAGAGAAUAACUGUUCUAAACAUCAAACCUACGACGAAAGAGAAGAGAGAUAUUUUUCGGAACGGAAAUAUGUACCCCCGCAUCAACGAGAAUUCAGAAACAAAAACUUUCAUAAAAACGAAACUACAAAUUCAAGAAAAGUAACAAGGGACUGUUACGUUUGUGGAUUGUCGCAUUUUGCUAGAGACUGCCCAAAUAGACAUAAAAAAUCGCAGUUGAGAGAAUCUGCGGCAGAAAAGAAACGGGAAGACAUUUUAACCGCGGAAAUUCAGUCGGAAUUAAUUAAUGGUGAAAAAAGCUUAAAUAUCAACCCUUUACAAUACGUUGAUAUUUGUGUGGACAAUAGAGAACUGAAAACCCUAGUUGACUCAGGUGCUAUGAUACCAGUUUUAAAUUCUAAAUAUGUGUCGAGUGAACAAAAAGAAAAAGGAAAAAUCAUUUUAAAAAGUGCAUUUGGAGAAAGGAUUAACGCUACUCUUUCGAGUUUUCAAAUAUCAUUAAAAGAUAAAAACAACGAAGGAUUUUCCAGACCUAUUGAGAUAGUUGCAGCUGUCACGGAUAGAAUUCAAGAGCAAUUCAUCAUCCCCCCCUCUGUAUUAAACUUAUUGGGAGAAAGCAUAAACCACAGCCGCAGCCAAAACACGUCUGGAUUAGAGGCGCCAAUGGAAGAGAGCUUUGAUGAAUUUAUGAUUUGUUGUGGAAUUAGUCAGAGCGAAGAACAACCGAGCGGAAAUGAAAGCGAUUCUUUGGAUAAGAAAAACAAAAUUAAUGCGUUGAAAGAAGAACAAAGAAAAUGUGAUACUUUGCUGUCAGUAAGAAAAAAUUUAUCCCUUGGAAAAGGAAACUUUUUUAUGAAUGAUGAAUUAAUAUUCCACCGGGAUAAAAUAUUAGGCGAAAAAGUGAAUCAGUUGGUUUUGCCCAAAAAUAAGAGACAGCAAGUUCUUAAAUUAGCACAUGAAUCAAUUUUCGGAUGCCAUAUGGGAUUAAAAAAGACUAGUGAAAGAAUUAAAUACAGUUUUUAUUGGCCAAAUAUGACAGAUGAUAUUAAAAACUUUUGUAAAUCCUGUAAAGAAUGCCAGUUGAGGAGUCCGGAAAAAAUGAUCGAUAAAAUUCCUAUUACUCCUGUUCUCCGUCCGGAAUUGCCAUUUGAGAUAGUAAAUAUAGACCUAAUAGGACCCAUUGAACCCCCUUCUGCUCGUCGGCAUAAGUAUGUAUUAUGUCUAAUGGACCAGCAUUCUCGAUGGCCUGAGGCUAUCCCUCUUCGUUCGUUAACGGCUAAAGCUACGUGUGAUGCUUUAUUGGAGAUAUUCAUGCGGACUGGAAUACCCAAUGUUAUUGCAAGUGAUAAUGGAACGAACUUUAUUUCUAAGUUAACCCAGGAAUUCAUGAAAAGAUUAGGUUGUGCUCCCAGAUUUACGACGCCUAACCAUCCAGCUGGGAAUGGCCUUAUAGAAAGAUAUAAUAGGGUGUUCAAAAAUUCACUCCAUCACAUUAUCAGAACUGAUCCGAGUAAUUGGGAUAAAUACAUUCCAUAUAUGCUUUUUGCGUACAGGGAAGUUCCUAACUGUACGACGGGUGUUUCACCAUUCAAGUUGAUGUAUGGACGUGAAGCACGAGGACCUCUCAGUGUUCUAAAAUCGAGCUGGUGUGGUGAUAUUGCCAUUCCGUUAAACAUGGAGAAAUCAGUUGUGGAUUAUUUACAGGAGCAAAAAAUAAACUUAGAAAGAGCUGCAGAGGAAGCAUCUCUCAUCGCUUCUGGUAAACAACAGGCAUAUGCAGAAUAUUUUAACCGCCGAACCGCUUCUAAGGAAUUUAAGCCAGGUGACCAAGUUUAUUUAUUAAUACCUGAUUCAUCGAACAAAUUGUAUGCCCGUUGGACUGGUCCUGGAGAAGUUAUCGAGCAUUGCCCUCCACAUUCAUAUAAAAUAAAACUUAGCGAUGGAAAAAUUCGGCAUUGUCAUGCGAAUAAAAUUCGGAAAUACUAUCCAAGAAUUAAUGCUGUAGGUAUGAUCUUUGAAGAUGAUGCAGACUUUGGAGAAGUUUAUUCAUCCCCCAGUUAUAAAAAUGUAUGUUACUGGAAAGAGAUAUUUGAUCAAGUGGAUUUGCGACAUCUUUCUGAGGAAGUGAAAUGUCAAAUCCUGAACUUAUUGUGGAAUCAUCAUUCAAUAUUUACCGGACAAGUUAGAGUUGCAAAGGUUGGUCAUCACAAGAUAAAAUUAGAGGACGAUAAAGAAAGGAAAAAACCUUACGUGUACAGGAUUCCUGAAGCGCUGAAACCUCAAAUAGACUCCCAAAUCGAAGAACUCCUAAAACUAGAUCUAAUCGAAGAGAGCUCUGCUGACAUUGCUUAUCCUAUAGUCUGUGUAAACAAGAAGGAUGGAUCUAUCAGGAUGUGCGUGGAUUAUCGAGCUUUGAAUGCAGUGACUAAAACCGACGAUUUCCCCAUGGAAGACGCAACGGAAUUAAUAUAUUCCAUAGGACAGGCAAAUGUGAUUAGUGUGUUAGAUCUUUUGAAGGGGUACUAUUCGCUUCCCAUGGAAGAAGAUUCGCGGGAUUAUACAUCUUUUAAGACCCAUAGAGCACAAUAUCGUUUUAAGGUAAUGCCUUUUGGGCUGAAAAAUGCAGCUGCUACUUUUCAAAGGGAAAUGAACAAAGCAUUGUCGCCAUACAGAGAAUUUUGCCGUGCUUAUAUUGAUGACAUUGCUAUAUUCUCCAAUGAUAUUUCCUCUCACUUGAAACAUCUUCAUUUGGUGCUGGAUAGAUUGGAAGAGCUGCAAUUCACUGUUAAUCUUUCAAAGUGUGCUUUCGCGAAAUCUGAAAUUUCAUACCUGGGACAUAUAAUUGGCUCAGGAAAGCAUCAAGCUGAUCCAGCUAAGUUAGAAACGAUCUCUCGUUUGCCCGUACCUGAAACCAAGAAACAACUACGUAGUGCUCUUGGCCUGUUCAACUAUUAUCGUGAUUAUAUUGCGAAUUUCGCCGAGAUUGCCUUUCCAUUAACGGAACUAACUAAGAAAAGAAGCCCUGAUGUGUUGCCGUGGUGUGAAAUGCAUAGUGUUGCUUUUGAAAAAUUAAAAUCAGCAUUGUUACACGCUCCUACUCUACACACCCCGAAUAUGAGCAAACCCUUUGUGAUUCAUUGUGAUGCCUCGUCAAUCGGGAUUGGCUCGUGUUUAUCACAGACUGUUGAUGGAAAAAUGUGCCCUAUCGCUUAUGCAAGUCAAAAAUUAAACAAAAGCCAACAAUCUUGGUCGACAAUCGAACGGGAAGCAUUUGCUAUAGUUUGGAGCUUGAAAAAGUUUGAAACCCUUGUGUUUGGAUCCGAGAUCCACAUUUUUACCGAUCAUAACCCCCUUCCUUAUCUGACCAAGUGCGCUCCUCAGUCAUCUCGACUACAAAGGUGGGUAUUUGCCUUGCAGAGAUUCAACAUAACAUUAAAACAUUGCCCUGGUUCUAAAAUGCCGCAUGCUGAUGCUUUGUCACGUUUAUUGCCAAAAUAGACUGAAAAACAUUUUUUUAGUAAUAAUAUCAUUUUUCUGUUUUAUAUAUCA
This is a messenger RNA of Argiope bruennichi, 4744 nucleotides long. RefSeq lists its product as uncharacterized. The record is from RefSeq and is a predicted model, not a curated record. NCBI's taxonomy places the organism in Eukaryota, Metazoa, Arthropoda, Arachnida, Araneae, Araneidae. Gene Ontology annotation, biological process: DNA integration. Gene Ontology annotation, molecular function: nucleic acid binding. The coding region runs from base 197 to 4693 and encodes 1498 amino acids. The transcript has a single exon.